Molecule: messenger RNA, 474 nt
Organism: Guillardia theta CCMP2712
Lineage: Eukaryota; Cryptophyceae; Pyrenomonadales; Geminigeraceae
Exons: 2
Coding region: 1-474 (157 amino acids)
Source: RefSeq, a predicted model, not a curated record
AUGGCUGCUCAAUCCGUCGCCUGUUCCUCUCCCUCCCUCUCCCUCCCUCUCAAGCCCAAGAAGCUGCUCCGCCUCUCCCCUGCUCAGCUCCAGUACCUGCAGGCUCACCCUCCCCCGCCCCCUCAUCGUCCGCCCGCUGUGCAGGAGGGAGCGUGUCUGCAGAACAUCCUGGAAGCGAGGAAGCGGUGGGAGGAGGGCGUGAGCUCGCGGCGAUCAAGACCGAUGGGACGGGAGGGAUCAGCGCGGGACAUCACGGAGGCAGCGAGGGAGCUGCUGGGGAAGAGACGGCACGAGCAAGUCAAGGUUGUUCCAGACGGCACGAGCAAGUCAAGGUUGUUCCAGACGGCACGAGCAAGUCAAGUCAAAGUCGUCUCAGACUACAUGAACAAGCCAAGGUCGACCGCGAGGACGAUGUCUCGUUUGAGUGCACGCGAGGUUGAUAGUCGUUGCAAGGUCAAGGCGAGACCUGUAUGA